CCUCCACUAAUCUCUGCUUCUGAAUUUCGAUUCCACCUCCAUCGCGUCGGCCAUUUCGUGGAGGCGCAGGUUCUGGAGCAGAUUGGGGUCGAUUACAUCGACGAGAGCGAGGAAUUGGGGAUCGCCGACGAGAAUCACUUCAUCAACAAGCACAAUUUCGGGGUGGCGUUUGUGUGCGGCUGCCGCGAUUUGGGGGAGGCGCUGCGGAGGGUGAGAGAGGGCUCCGCCAUGAUCCGGACGCAGGGGGAAAUUGAGGGUUUGGGGAAUGUGGUGGAGACGGUGGGGAGUGUGAGGAAAAUUAUGGGGGAAUUUAGGGUUUUGAGUAACAUGGAUGAAGACGAGGUUUUCGCCUUUGCGAAGCGAAUUGGGGCGCCCUACGACAUUGUGGUGCAGGCGAAGCAAAUGGGGCGGCUGCCGGUGGUGCAAUUUGCUGCUGGGGGGAUUGCGACGCUGGCUGAUGCGGCAUUGGUGAUGCAGUUGGGGUGUGAUGGGGUGUUUUUGGGGCAGGAGGUUUUUGAUUGUGACGAUCCAUAUAAGAGGAUUCGAGCCAUUGUGCAGGCAGUUAGGAAUUAUAAUGAUCCGGUGGAGGUGGCACAGGCGAGCAGCGGUUUGAAUCUCGAUGAUAACAGGUUCCGGAUGUUUGGACCUGGAGAUGCUUACUGAUUAUCUUUUCGUGUGAGUUCUCGUGGCCUAGCUUUCUUGAUUUUAAGAGUUAGUGUGGUAUAUAAUUAGGGAUGUCAAUGUAGCCCGCAACCCGUGGGCUGACCCGAAUAGCCCGCCAAAUUUAUAGGGUUAGGGUUGGAAAUUUCUAGCCCGAUAAAAUUAAAACCCGAUUAGCCCGCACCCGAUU
Molecule: messenger RNA, 850 nt
Organism: Salvia splendens (bonfire salvia)
Lineage: Eukaryota; Viridiplantae; Streptophyta; Magnoliopsida; Lamiales; Lamiaceae
Product: pyridoxal 5'-phosphate synthase-like subunit PDX1.2
Exons: 1
Biological process (GO): amino acid metabolic process; pyridoxal 5'-phosphate biosynthetic process; pyridoxine biosynthetic process
Molecular function (GO): amine-lyase activity
Source: RefSeq, a predicted model, not a curated record